GGGUCAUGUCAGAGAUGGUUAAGGACAGUGUUACGAUCAUGCUUUGGUUCACGUUCACCCAAUUUUAAAACGAGGAGUCCACGUGUCUUCUCUGUAGCUCACGUUACCCUGCGAAUAGGAUGGACUGCCUGACAGGCAAAACCCAGGGAUACCUUCACAAUUGUAAAAUUGGGUCCUGAGUCCUGUGUCGGUGGCGGAAGAUGGCUGACAGCGGAGCCGUGGCAGCGAGAAGAUGCGACUCUGGCUCACUGUCCUCGGUGAGUAUGGAGACCAUCUCAGCGCUGACGGAGCUGGAGGACCUGGAGAGAGUUUACCGGCAACUCUGCACGGAGGAGAAAGAAGUGGAUUCUGAGCUGGACAGACUGGUGGGGCAGGAGGGGACUAUCCACACAAAGAUGCUGGCACUGCAGAGGAUGGGGCCCAACCUACAGUUGAUUGGAGGAGAUGCUAGUCAGCUGUCAGGCAUGAUCACAUUUACCUGCAGCCUGGCUGAAAACGUCAGCCGCAAAGUCAGACAGCUAGACCUGGCAAAGACACGACUGUAUAACGUCAUCCAGCGUGCCGACGAUAUCCUCGAUCUGAAGUUCUGCACAGACGGUGUACAGACAGCUCUACGUAACGAAGAUUUUGAGCAGGCUGCUGCUCACAUCCACCGAUACCUGUCUCUGGACCAGUCGGUUAUUGAGUUGAGCCGGCUGGGAGAAGAAAGCAGUGUUGUGGAUGCUAGUCUGGUAAUGCUGCAGGAGGCAGAGAAGAAACUGAAGGUCAUCGUUGCUGAGAAACUAGAUGAAGCUGUUGCAGCAGUCGACCUCGCACAAGUGGAAAGGUUUUUCAAGAUCUUCCCUCUGUUGGGCCUCCACCAGCAGGGCCUCGCCCGCUUUGGCCAAUAUCUCUGCAGUCAGCUUGCCUCCAAAGCUGAGGAGAACUUGCUCUUAGCUACAGGAGGAGACCUGGGCGAGAAGAGAGCACCGCUGGUAUUUGCAGACACUCUUACGCUGCUGCUGGAGGGUAUUGCUCGUGUCAUUGAGACUCAUCAGCCCAUAGUUGAGACGUAUUACGGUCCCGGCCAUCUGUACACACUCAUCACUCACCUGCAGCAGGAGUGUGACCGACAGGCUCAGAAAAUAGUCGACAAGUUCAUCCAGCAGAGAGGUUACCACAACAAGUUUCAGGUCGUCCAGGGCAGCAUGAUGAAGAGCGUGCCGACAGAGACGAUCGAGCCCAGGGAGCUGGACCCUGUAUUGGCUGAAGUAACCCUGAUGAACGCAAGGGCGGAGCUCUACCUACGUUUUUUACGCCGACGCUUGCUGGCCGACUUUGAAGUUGAUGAUGCUCAGAGCGUCACACCGGAGCAUCAGCAGAACGUGGAAAAGCUACUGAAACACUGCUUGCUGAGCCGGACGAUGCAGGAGCUGAUUGGCUACUAUGUUCCAAUGGAAGAGUUCUACAUGAGGGAGUCUGUCAACAAGGCUGUUACUAUGGAUACAUACGAAAAGGGUCUGCUGACCUCGAGCAUGGUGGACGACUGUUUCUACAUCGUGAAGAAGUGCAUUAGUAGAGCUUUAUCCAGCUCCAGCAUCGACUGCCUCUGUGCCAUGAUCAACCACGCUAACUCUGUGCUGGAGUCUGACUUCAGGGAGGUGUUGUAUAAUAAGCUACGACAGGGCUUCCCGGCUACGACGCUUCAGGACAUCCAGCGUGGCGUCAGCAGUGCAGUCAGCCUGAUGCAGAGCAGCUUACAGCAGGGGAAGUUCAACACAAUGGGCAUUGAGAGUGCUGAAAACGCCAAGGCUGCAUUUCUGAUGACUCUGAAUAACGUAGAGGUGUGUAGUGAGAAUAUUACGACUUUAAAGAGGAACCUUGAGAACGACUGCUCCAAGUUGUUCAAUCAGGGCGCCGGCUCUGGAGAACAAGCCAAGAUUGAGAGCUGUUUGUCCGACCUCGUCAACACAUCCGCCAAGUUCAAGGAUCUCUUACAGGAGGGCCUGACUGAGUUGAACACAACAGCCAUAAAGUCUCAAGUCAAACCCUGGAUCAGCAGCUUCCUGUCCAUCUCGCACAACAUAGAAGAGGAGGAGUUUAAUGAUUACGAAGCUAAUGAUCCCUGGGUGCAGCAGCUCAUCAUUAACUUGGAGCAGCUCAUGGCGGAGUUCAAGACGGCCAUGUCUCCUGUCAUCUACGACACACUGACCAGCCUGAUGACCAGCUUGAUAUCUAUUGAAAUGGAGAAGACCGUCCUCAAAUGCUCAUUCAGCAGGCUUGGAGGGCUGCAGUUCGACAAAGAACUUCGGUCUCUUGUGGCGUACCUCACCACCGUGACCACCUGGACCAUCAGGGAUAAGUUUGCUCGUCUCACACAAAUGGCCACCAUCCUCAACCUUGAGCGGGUAACUGAGAUCUUGGAUUACUGGGGUCCUAACUCGGGCCCCCUGACGUGGCGGCUGACCCCGGCGGAGGUGCGUCAGGUUCUGGCGCUGCGUAUUGACUUCAGAAGUGAAGACAUCAAGAGGCUGCGACUUUAACUCAUGAACCACUCCGCUGGUUAGCGGCGAUUGCCGUGCAGUACCCACCUUGUGAUGCUUUUCACUAAAGAGCUCUGCACAAUCCAGGUUUAAUCCAUGUUUCUGUAAAUCGACGUGGGCAAAUAGCCCGGUUUCUUUCUUCCUCUGAAACAAAAAUGCUCAUCCUGGAGAUUCCAGACUUCUCCAGGCUCGGCUCAUGUCAGUCUGUAUGAGAGUUACAGCUCAGAUGUUAGGGGCAUGGUUUGUGGUUAAGGCGAGACACUACAGGCAUAAACAUCGAGGUGUUUAUUUUAUUGCACUAUGUCUAUUUGCGUCUGUAAAAUUCUCUUUAAUUCACCAACAGUUAGCAUUACAUAAUGCUCCAUCUGCAUAUUUAAACAACCUUUUAGAAGACUUGUUAUACAAAAAAGAGUUUUCUUAAUGUAAGUAAUCAACUAGGGGAAUUUUAUAGUGAUGUCUAUUAGUUAAAGAUGUUUACCCUGCUGCGUCUCCCCUGAACAUGGCACAGAUGGUGAACUACUUGAUAUGAAUGAUCUGUAAAAUAUGAGAAUAUUCUCUUGAAUGUGUAAUUAAAAGUGUAUUUGUGUCACACGGGGAGUUCCAACCUUUAAACCUGUAGCUGGAUCUGAGAAACGAGGGCGCGCUGGGACCGAGGCAUGGAGCUCUGCGGCUGUCAGCGAGAGAGAGCAGUAAUGAACAUCAUGCCCAUUAAACUGACAGAAGCAGGUCAGAAAGCUGAUCCAGCCUAGUCACUCAAUAUAUGAAUAGCUCCUUGUCUGUGAUGAGGGAACACUUUUAACCUAAUAAAUUGAGAGUGCUGCCCUAUUGCCAUGCAAGGCCUGUUCCCAAUCUUUUAUACAUAUUUCUGACACUAAAUACAAAGCUGUGUUCACCAGGCAAUGAAGCAUUAAAAGUGGUCCAUGUCA
Messenger RNA from Cottoperca gobio, 3448 nucleotides. It is a transcript of the gene cog4, whose product is annotated as component of oligomeric golgi complex 4. The record is from RefSeq and is a predicted model, not a curated record. NCBI's taxonomy places the organism in Eukaryota, Metazoa, Chordata, Actinopteri, Perciformes, Bovichtidae. Gene Ontology annotation, biological process: retrograde vesicle-mediated transport, Golgi to endoplasmic reticulum; Golgi organization. Gene Ontology annotation, cellular component: COG complex.